This is a messenger RNA of Protomyces lactucae-debilis, 1404 nucleotides long. Its product is annotated as NMT1/THI5 like-domain-containing protein. Lineage: Eukaryota; Fungi; Ascomycota; Taphrinomycetes; Taphrinales; Protomycetaceae. The coding region runs from base 1 to 1404 and encodes 467 amino acids. The record is from RefSeq and is a predicted model, not a curated record. Gene Ontology annotation, biological process: thiamine biosynthetic process. Gene Ontology annotation, molecular function: nucleic acid binding. The transcript has a single exon.
AUGCUCCCAGUCAAGCUGCGGCUCGCUCUAGACCGAACACCCGAUGUCCUUCAUACUGGCAUUCUUGUGGCCAAGGCACUCAAGCUUGAUAUCCUGCAUGGCCUGGACAUCGAACUGAUUUCUCCCGAUAAAGACCACGAUGCCAGUACACCUGCACAUGAGCUGAGCCUGGGGAACGUGGACCUUGCUAUCUGCUCUUCUGAAUUUAUCGUGUCUUCUCAGAUCUCUGAAAAUCCAGCACAACUCAAAUCGAUCUUUGCUUUGCUCGAUAGGGAUCCCUCAGCGAUUUUGUAUGCUGCAGAAAAUGGACAGCUAAAAGACCUAGCAGGAAAGACGUAUGGGAGUUCCAAUGCGCAAUUCGAGGAUAGCAUCAUCCAGGAAAUGGUCAAGAUUGCCGGCGGUGUUGAGCCAGUCAAGAUCUUCUCAAAUACAGCCAAUUUAGACCUCUACAGUGCAUUGCAAGAUGGCAUCGUAGAUGCAAUCUGGAUUUCCGAUCCAUGGGAAGGAGUAAAAGCUCGGAGAAACAAGUUCAAGGGAAGCGUACUUCAAUUGCGAAGAUUCGACUAUAUUCGCAGGUAUCUGCCUGUCCUUGCGUAUCGGGAAGGGCCCGGUUGUCUCUCCCUUGAACUGCUCAAAACGCUUACUUCCGUCCUGAGACAAGCUUACGAACACGCUUACGUCAACACAAUCGAAGCUGUCGAGAUCCUUGCAAGCUACUGUCCAACGGAAGACAAGGCAUUCUUGGCAGAAUCGUUCGAAGAAAUUCGACAAUACUGGUCUCGAGACCAUCGAUUCGGUCUCAAUCGCAUCGACAAGUGGAAAGCAAUUCUUUGGCAAAUGAAAAGGUAUGCUGGUCUCAAAACCCCACCACAAGAACGCUCUUGCUUUGUCUCGCUCCCAAAUCUUGAAGCUCCAAGCUCACUCAGGGCAUAUCUUACGAAACCUGAGAAACGGCGUCCAACUGCACACGCUCAGCUGCAAAAACGAGGUGUGCAUAAACAUGUUGUACCAUCGCCGACCAUCCAUUAUAUCAGCAGAACAACACAGCUACAUUCGCUAUUGAAGCGUAUUCGCGAACAGCUGAUUACUGGCAAAGAACGCAAGGUCACGUUGAUCGGUAUGGGCGCUGCCGUUGAAAGAACGGCAUUCCUGGCGCUCAAAUGCCAAGACAUGCUGACAAGUCCAAAUAUUACACCUGAUGCACCAAGUGUACCGACUGUAGCUCCUACUGAAAUAUCUCAAGUUGUUCAAAGAGGGCGGAAGGAUGUUAUCAAGCUGGUGACGCGAACAGGGACAGUCGAGAUAGUGGAUGAUUUGAUCCCGCAUAACCCAAACAAGGAUGCUUCCUCUCAGGUCAGACGCAACAGCAAGAUUGAAGUCGACCUAAUAGUUAUUGGACGAUAA